Molecule: messenger RNA, 1353 nt
Organism: Coniosporium apollinis CBS 100218
Lineage: Eukaryota; Fungi; Ascomycota; Dothideomycetes
Exons: 3
Coding region: 1-1353 (450 amino acids)
Biological process (GO): DNA damage response
Cellular component (GO): cytoplasm; nucleus
Molecular function (GO): phosphatase activity
Source: RefSeq, a predicted model, not a curated record
AUGCCCUCCUCAAUCAGUCCCGCAGAUCAGGUCAAGCAAGUAUGGACAUCCGACGACGACACCAUGGCGAAGCAAACGGCGACUACGCGGUGGCCAAAGAUUGUCCAAGGUACGAUCGAUGACGUUAGGCAAACCGCUGCACAAUCGAGUUGCGCUGCACAACAAGAGGAGAGGUUCGCGAUCCAAUCCGCACUCAAGGAAAUGAAGGAUGAGAUGCUACAGAACAAAACCUUAUCGCGUCUUCCAGCAGACGGAGGAGGUGACAUUGAAGGGUACAACACGCGAUUAGCUUAUUUGGGCGAUAAAGUCACCUGGAAUGCUGCCCCGUGGCUGUUUUGUGAAUGCUAUCUUUACAGGCGCAUACAAACAAUCUUCGCGAGGUCGAGGCAUUGGCAGACUUACGAUGUCUUCAAACGACAGAAAGACUCAACAUUCGCCAAGUCACGAGCAGCAGUCGAGGAGCUCGCAAGUCGGUACAUGCACAUUAUUACCGACUCGAGCCUCGCGGCGGAUGGAGUCACGGAUGAUGAAGCAAAGAAGCUCCUCUUCGUAGAGAUGACCGAGAUUGCUCUAUGGGGAAACGCCACGGAUCUGUCGCUCCUGAGCAACCUUAGCUUGGAACAGAUACAAAGCCUCCAGGGACGGGAAGCCAUCGCAAAGUCCCAACGCAACAUUGUAGACAACGAUACGGACCAAGUCUGGAUGUAUCUUAUGCAUACGCCAAGGUCGAGCCGCAGAAUCGAUAUCGUCUUGGACAAUGCUGGCUUCGAAUUCUUCACGGAUGUGCUGUACGCUUCUUAUCUGCUCGAAAGCGGACUUGCGUCUUCUAUCAGGUUUCACGUUAAAGACUUCCCAUGGUUCGUCAGCGACGUAACGCCUGCGGAUGUAGAUUCGCUGUUCUCCCAUUUGCAGUCGCCGGAAAUAUUUCCCAACCGCGAGUAUCUCGAUCGGCUGCUCCGGAGACUUAGCAAGCACUUCGACUCGGGCGCUCUCACCGUCAUCCAACAUCCAUUCUGGACGGCAGGGUGCUCUUUUCACAAGAUGCACUCGCAAGCGCCUGAUCUUGUCGAAGACCUCAAAGCUAGUAGCCUUAUCAUCUUCAAAGGGGACCUGAACUAUCGCAAGCUCGUGAAAGACGGCUUAUGGCCACACACCACGCCAUUCAAGGAUGCCCUUGGUCCACUUGGUGCCAAGAGCGGGCUGAAGAUCCUCGCGCUGAGAACGAACAAGGCGGAUGUUUGCGUUGGGAUUGACAGCCAAAGCAGGGUGGAUGCUUUGUAUGAGGAAGCACCCCAAGGGGCAUGGAUCAGGAACGGAAAGUACGCGGUCGUCUCGUUCAGCGACGGGGAAUAA